AUGUCGAAGAUGAUUGAAAUCACAUCUACAGAGCAGUUCUUAGCAUUGCUAUCAACGACUCCUGUUGUAGUAGCGGACUUCUACGCGGACUGGUGCGGGCCAUGUACAGUAAUACGCCCGGUAUUUGAGGGCCUUGCAGGGCAACAUUCUAGCGAAAAGGUGAAGUUCGCAAAGGUCAAUGUGGACAAUCAACAAGAAAUCGCUGGGCUUUUCACUGUCACAGCUAUGCCCACCUUCAUCGUUUACAAAGACGGUGAAAUUCUACGACGGAUAAAAGGAGCAGGAAAAGAAGCCCUCACAAAUGCAGUCAUGGCUGGUGUGCGGGCUGCCAAUGGCGAAGCUGUUGAAGCGCCGGAGGAAUCAGGUAGUAGUGAAAGUUCGGCCUGGCUAGGUGCGCCUGCUCCCCGAACGUACCAGAAUAUCACGGAUGAGGUAGAAGUGAAGGGCAUAGAUAUGCUCAACCGCGACGACGAAGCCGGGCCCGCAAGAAGUUUGUUCGACAGCCAGAUUCCCGGGACACUGGCAGCAGCCAACGCGAAGGGCAAAGCAAAAGAGCCUACAGAACCAGACUGGGUUCUAAGUGAUACGGACGAGCAAUUGAUUGUGUUCAUCCCCUUUCAGUCCUCCACCAAGAUCCAUUCUCUACAAAUAACCUCACUCCCACCAUACAGCGAUGACGAAGAGGAUGCACCCAUGCGGCCAAGGACGAUAAAGCUCUUUACAAACCACACCCACAUUAUCGGAUUUGAGGACGCGGAUGACACAAAACCUGUGCAGACUUGCGAAAUAUCACCCAAGGACUGGGACCCAAAGACGGGCACUGCCACUGUUGAGCUCCGGUAUGUCAUGUUCCAGGGAGUUUCUUCCCUGAAUGUGUAUUUCGUUGACGGCGAUGGAGACGGCGAGAAGAUAAGAGUAGACAGACUACGCAUCUUCGGCGAGGCAGGAGAGAAGAGAGAAGGUGUCAUAGAGAAGGUUGGCGCUGCAGGCAACUAA
Messenger RNA from Nannizzia gypsea CBS 118893, 996 nucleotides. Its product is annotated as thiol-disulfide exchange intermediate. The transcript has 3 exons. The coding region runs from base 1 to 996 and encodes 331 amino acids. NCBI's taxonomy places the organism in Eukaryota, Fungi, Ascomycota, Eurotiomycetes, Onygenales, Arthrodermataceae. The record is from RefSeq and is a predicted model, not a curated record.